This is a messenger RNA of Canariomyces notabilis, 528 nucleotides long. RefSeq lists its product as uncharacterized. The record is from RefSeq and is a predicted model, not a curated record. Lineage: Eukaryota; Fungi; Ascomycota; Sordariomycetes; Sordariales; Chaetomiaceae. The transcript has 3 exons. Bases 1 to 528 code for a protein of 175 amino acids.
AUGGCGUCCCUGCUACCCUUGAUCCAGGACAUUCUGCCCAUGAUAAUACCAGCAUCCAUCACAGUAACUAAGGCCGCCGACAUACUACCUCCUGUGACCGAAGCCAACGGAGAUGGGCAAGAGAGAUCUAAGGUGCAGGUCAUCAGCCGGAACGCGGUUGUCGACAAGACGGAUAAGAUGUGCGCAUCCGUCCUCAUUGUAAAGCCAAAGGCAUCUUCCUCGGUGCGCCAUUAUGGCGAGCAAGGUACGCUCUUAAGUGACGCUUCAGAAGCCAUAAUAUACGCAGUCUUGGGCAAGGGCGCAAUACUCUCACCGCCAAAGGAUGAGGGGGAGGAGCCUGGGCGGCACGAGCUAGAGCAAGGCGAUUUUGCAUUCAUCCCUGCGUGGACCGAACACCAAGCCGUGAAUGAGUGCGAAGAAGGCGACUUCCACUUGAUCGUCAUCCGCAGCGGCGGACAUCCUGUCGAGGUCAACUUGACAGACUGGGGCGGCGCGGAGGUCAAAGUCAACAAUAAGCAGAGCCAGUAG